GCACGCGCGCCGUCAUUUCCGGUUUCUUUGUAUCCGGAGCAGGCAGGUGCGCUCCCAGGUGUCAGGUUAACGCGCUUUUCUUUUUUUUUUUUGCUUCAGGAUGCGACCGCCGUAGCAACUUGGCGCGCGCUCAAGAGCGGUUUGGGGUUUGUUUUUGUUUUUGCGCAUGCGCAGCGCGCGCCGCACAUCCGCCCGCUAUAUGAGACCGAGCUCGGGCAUGUUUUAAUUUUUUCCAAAAAAAAAAAACCAAAAAAAAAACCCAACAGUCUUCGAGAUGGACGGGACCGAGGCGAACCAGAGGAACUGUACGAGGAACGACGCCGUAGCAGAUUCGGGACAAGACAAGAAGAGCGGCUCGAAGGAGCGCGUGACACUUAAGAAGGAAAUCGGUUUGAUGAGCGCGUGCGCUAUUAUUAUAGGUAACAUCAUCGGCUCAGGUAUCUUCAUCUCUCCAAAGGGGGUUCUGGAGCAUGCCGGCAGCGUGGGCUUCUCCCUCAUCGUCUGGGUUCUCGGUGGAGGCAUUUGCGCUCUGGGGUCACUGUGCUACGCCGAACUGGGCGUCACCAUCCCCAAAUCUGGGGGAGAUUACUCCUACGUGACAGAAAUCUUUGGAGGACUAGUGGGGUUCUUGUUACUGUGGAGUGCAGUAUGGAUAAUGUAUCCCACCACGCUGGCUGUGAUCGCCCUCACGUUCUCAAACUACGUCCUGCAGCCGGCGUUCCCAAACUGCCUUCCUCCCUAUAUCGCCACUCGAAUCCUGUCCACAAUCUGCAUCCUGCUGCUGACGUGGGUGAACUGCUCCAGUGUUCGCUGGGCCACACGCAUCCAGGAUUUCUUCACCAUCGGGAAACUGCUUGCUCUUGUUCUCAUUAUCGUAGUGGGCUUGGUCCAAAUUUGCAAAGGGCACUAUGACGCUCUGGAGCCUCAAGCAGCGUUCGAGUUUAUCCGAGAUCCAUCAGUGGGGCAGAUCGCUCUGGCCUUCCUGCAGGCCUCGUUUGCCUUCAGUGGUUGGAACUUCCUCAACUACGUCACCGAGGAGGUGGUGGAGCCACGCAAGAAUCUGCCACGUGCAAUCUACAUCUCCAUUCCUCUGGUCACAUUAGUGUACACGCUCACCAACAUCGCCUACUUCUCCUCCAUGACCCCCGAGGAGCUGCUCGCGUCCAACGCCGUCGCCGUGACGUUUGGUGAGAAGCUGUUGGGGAUGUUCUCCUGGGUCAUGCCCAUCUCUGUGGCAUUGUCAACGUUCGGAGGGAUUAACGGCUACCUGUUCACGUCCUCCAGGUUGUGUUUCUCAGGUGCGAGAGAAGGACACCUGCCCUACCUGCUGGCUAUGAUCCAUCUGAAGAACUGCACACCCAUCCCGGCUCUGCUCGUCUGUUGCACCGCAACCAUCGUCAUCCUCUGCAUUGGUGAAACCCACAACCUGAUCAACUACGUGUCUUUUAUAAACUACCUCUCAUACGGCGUGACCAUCGCCGGCUUGCUGUUCUAUCGCUGGAAGAAACCCAAUCUCUUCAGACCAAUUAAGGUGAGUUUGCUGAUCCCCAUCAGUUACCUGGUGUUCUGGGCCGUGUUGCUGGGCUUCAGUCUGUACUCUGAGCCUGUGGUGUGUGGGAUGGGGCUGGUCAUCAUGCUCACCGGAGUCCCUAUCUACUUCAUCGGAGUGCAGUGGUCACAAAAGCCACGCUGGAUCUACAGCGCAGUGGAGCGUGUGACGUAUUUGGGCCAGAAGCUGUGCUACGUCGUGUUCCCUCAGGACGAUCCGUUCGAAACGGAGCCUCUCACAGAGAAAACCGAGAAGUCGGAGCUCUGAAGCGUCAAAACUUCCAGGGAAAAUUUGUCCCCUAUUUUUUUCUUUUCUUUCUUUCUUUUUUUUUUUUUUUUUAAUAUUACGGGGUCAAAAAACAAAAACAACAAAAAAAAACAACCCACCCAGAAAAGCAGCAGUUAUUUACUCUGAGUUUCUUGUGCAGGUGAUGAGACGGAUUUCUCUAUGGUGCUCUAGGUUCCAGUUUCAGUUAUUUUAUUUUAUUUCCUCAAGUGUGUAAAGAAAGAGAGGCCGGUUGAAAGAUCGGAGGUGCACAUUGUCUUUUUUAUUAUCCCAGGCUUUUCCCGUCUUUUCCGCUGCCUGCGGAUGUUGGAAUGUGUGAAACGAACCCUUUUGUCCUCACAAAAGGAACCGGUUUCCACUGACCUCCACUCGUUGCUACCUGGAGGCCAUUCCUGAUUUAAAAUACGGAGCAUGUGUUCUCUUGAGCCGUGCAGGAUCUUUUGUUUUGUUGCUCUUUGUGUAUUAACGACUACCGGCCCAUAACUUUCAGCUGUGUGUGUGUGUGUGUGUGUGUGUGUGUGAGUGUGAGUGUGAGUGUUUCUUCUUUGAUAUAUAGUCCUUGUAUAUAUGGCAUGCAGCCAUAAAUCCAUAAGUCGUACCACAGGGACGUGUGUAAACAUUUCAUUUCUAGUUUUUUUUUGUUUUUUUCAGAACAUGAAGUUCAGCUCUGCAUCAGGUGUCCUUAAAACUGGUGUGUACUUUUCAAACAAGGCGAAAAUAUGCAAAUGAUAUCGAUACUUUGGAGCAUUUCUGUAGCUAUUACUUUCUCGAAGACGGGAAGCCUUAAAAUCCAUUGAAGUAGCCGUCCUCAAAAACUUCUUCUUUUUUUUUUUAAAACCAUAAUUCAUUUUUUUUUUCUUUUUCUCACAGCGAUAGGUCGUCUUCAACGGCAACAUCUUCAUGCAUGAAUAUUUAUUAUAUAUAUGUUUUUGUUUCUCGGAAAACCGUUUGGCCGAAUCACAAGCAUAUGCUGACUAGGGAAUGUGUAGUGCACUCCAUGACCAGUAGAGCUCCGUUUAGGAAAGGAAACGUAGCGGAAAGAACAGAACGGUAAGAAAGGUAACAGAAGGAAUGUUAAGGGAAAGAAAAGUGGGAAAGAAGGUAUCCAAAUUUAAGCAGCUAAUAAGAUUUCUUUUAUUUUCUCGACUCGGAUAAAUCCAGAACAACUCGUACACUUUGUUUAUUCGAUAAGCUUGACUCGUUCAUAUUCAGUAAAGCACUUUAUCCUGGUUAGGGAUGUGGUGGAAACGGAGUCUAUCCCAGGAACGCCGACUGGGAGGUGGGAAUACAUCCCGGAUGGGACGCUAGGUUGACAAAUUUACUUUGAAAAAGCUACUCAAGUAACGUUACGUUACAAUUCACAUCGACUUAACGCCCGUUAUACACGCGACAAAGUUUGCGUGUUAAUAUGCAACGAAUAUUUACCAUCGUUUCUAGAGCGCUAAAAGCAUGUAAAUGAAACCCGUUACUUUGUGGCCGACGUUUGUUAGCGAUUCCGCAAAAUGUGCAAAUUUUACGACAUUUUCACGACAAAGGUUUUUAAUGCAAACGCCCUCCGCUGGUGUGCGGAACGCUCGUGUCAUCCGUCGAUAUUAGUGCACGUUAGGAUGCAGGGUGAAGUUACACUACGUUCACACUAGCAAGAAAGAAGUCGUUAGUGUCACUUGUAGUUUGUCACUUGUGGGCGUGGCCAUGUCGAGCGUUGUUUUUGUCUUUUUUUUUUAUUAUUAUUAUUUCCGAUGUGAAACGGUAGUGGCUACACUUCCAAAAACAAACUAGUUAAACACUAUUUAAAUAGCACACUAAUCCGUGUGAAAUGUGGUCGUUUACAUGCUACGUGCUUGGCCUCGUACUAGCUUCGUUGGCCGAUCAGGAGCCGUACUUGCUACGUACGCUCACCAGAGACACCAACGAUCUUUGCUACUUCCUUCCAAGCUUUAUUUUUCUUCAGAACGUCUCGAACGGUGCCUGACGCUGCCCCUGAAAUCGUGACUCCGUGACGCGUACCAAAAGAACGCUCUCCUGUUACUUUGUCGCCCUCUAGUGUGAACAUAGUGUUACUUUAUUUUACGCUGUACUACGGAUGUUGAACUGAAACCAGGCCAGACAGGCGUGUGCUGAAGUGUGAUCGGAGCUGUGUGAUGGUGUAAAUGUGUGUGUGUUAAUGCUGCAGCUGCCUCCUAUAUGAUGAUCAUGCACUCUGGAAUGUAGAUAUUUGUUGUAUGUGUGUGCUUUUACAGAAUGUGCUGUUACAUCAUGAUUAAUAAGAAUGAACUGAUUAUUUUCACACGCAAAUUUGGUUCUACUGCUGCGUUCGUGACUGAAGUGGGGCGUUUCCGUUUUCUGAUUAUAGCAUACUUACCACUUAGAGUUGGAAUUCUGUGACGUCGUUUUCAACACGGUGGCACCCAUAGUGCCAUUCAUCUAGGGUUCCGUGUUCCUAUUGUUUUGUGUUCCCAGUUCCUAGGUUCCAAGGGUUCCGUGCUCCCAGAGCCUAUGUUCCCAUGUUCCCAGAACCUUAUGUUUCUUCACUUUUAUGUUCCCCAGACCUUAUUAAUCUAAGGCACUGUGUUCCCAGAAUCCUAUUUAUCCACGUUUUUAUAUUUCAAGUACCCGAUGUAUCUCAGGUCCUAUGUUCUCAGUAUCCUAUGUAUUUAAGGUUCUAUGCUCCCAGGGCUUUAGGUUUCCACAUCCUAUAUUGCAAGGGUUCUAUGCUUCAAGAGCCAUAUCCUGGUGCCUGUCGUCAAGAGCCCCAUUGUUGCCAUGUUCCUAGAACCCUAUGUUUCGACACGUCUAAGUUCCCCGGAUCCUAUGUAUCUACAGUUCUAUAUUCCCAGGACCCUAUAUAUCUAUGGUCCUAUGUUCCUAGGGCUCUAUGUUUCCAGGACCCUAUGUAUCUAUGGUCCGAUAUUCCCAGAACCCUAUCUUCCCAGUAUUACAUGUUCCCCGAACCCUAUGUAUCUAUGGCCCAAUGUUCCCAGGGUUCUGUGCUCAGAGGACCCUAGGUAUCUAGGGUUUACCCAUGUAUCUUUGUGUCUAUGUUUCCAGGACCCCAUGUAUCUAGGGUGAUAUGUUCUGAGAGCCGUAUUCUCGGGGAGGGGGGGGUUCUGGGAAAACUUGACCACCCAGCUUUCAUGAACGCAGCAUAGGACCACAUUUACAUUUUUGCCAUAUGGUACAUUUUCAGAGUGUUUGUAUGGUUUGUGGAAUUUUUUCGCUAUUUAGGGUUUGUAAGGUGUUUGUUUUUUUUUGUUUGUUUGGUUUUUUUUUUAAACCGUAGACAUUUUAUCAUUUAAUAGAUGCAAAAAAAAAAAAACACGAGCAACGAAAAGUGAGUCGAGUGUGUGUUAAGGACACCUGAUGACUGUGAAUGUAUUUCAUCUAACUCCAGCACUUAUCCCUUAACCCGUCAGGAUUAAAGUCACUUUAACAUAAAAGUAUCGUUUGUUAACCAAACCCCAGUUAAUAAGCCAUUGUAAUAUAUCUAUGCAAACAGAGGUUUAAUCAUUUUAAUGGUUUAUUACUGUUUUUUAUAGUUAUACAGUGACUUGCUGCAGUAACACGCCACUGCCAAACAAAACUCAGAGCGUACUUUUUCCGACCCCAGGAACUCGGCCACGUCUCUUCUUAGCGCUUUUUGAAUUUUAACGUCACGUUAACGAUCACCGUGCGCGUGUUUUUGCUACGCUGGAAUUGAAGAAAUGUAUUUUAGGUUUCAUGGGGACUAAAAAAAAAAAAAAAAAAAAAAAAGGGACAUUCCGCUGAGACAUGCUUUAAUAAUAUUACAUCAUUUACAGUGUCUGUUCUAGGGGCGCAUCAAUACCAAGUCGAUACCGAUACCGAUACUGAAGUCUACUUAUUAUUAAUCAAUCAAACCUGAGCGUGCAGAGCAGUACGAGCGAGCGUGGCCGUUGACUUACAAGCACAGUGUACACGCCGCCUAGUGAGAGGAAAGGAAGUGGGCGUGUCUGAGCGCCCGGUGCUCGCUGAACUGAAAUGCUCUCACUCCUCCGCGCUCGUGAAUACCUUUUAUAUGCACAAUUCACAGCAUCUCACUGAUACAGCUCUGCACACUCGGGUCAGCCUCCUCACACUGUCUAUUAAACAUAUCGCGUCACAUCAGAAAUCGGUAACAGAGCACGUUUGACGAGUGAGUAAACGAGCACGGUGUUGUUAAUGAUGCGUCUCUAAUCUAUUCCCAGAGCCCCCUGACUUAAAUCAGCACUUAGACUCAACCGAUUUCUUCAUAGCUGUACAAACAAGUUUCACCCCCGACUAAAUCUCUCUCUCUCUCUCGCUCGCUCUCUCUCGCUCUCUUUUUUCUUUUAAACAAAUAAUAAUAUAAUAUAUUGGUCAGUCUAGACUUUUUUCAUUUCAGGGCGAGAUGUUUCUGUCCCUAAACGUGACACCGACCCCGUUCUCUCUGCCUCAGUCACCAAGUGCUUCAUUCAAACAAACCCUGCCGUAUAAAUAUUAUUCCUGAAAGAGAGAGACAGCAUUCCUGAGGCCAGCCGAGCGAGACAUUGGGAAUGUGUGCUAUAAAGAUGUACUUUGUUGUAAAAGAUGGGUACGUGUAACAAAAAUAGAACAAUAAAGUUAAUUCAAAAGUUUA
Molecule: messenger RNA, 6446 nt
Organism: Ictalurus furcatus (blue catfish)
Lineage: Eukaryota; Metazoa; Chordata; Actinopteri; Siluriformes; Ictaluridae
Gene: slc7a10a
Product: solute carrier family 7 member 10a
Exons: 11
Coding region: 275-1816 (513 amino acids)
Biological process (GO): D-alanine transmembrane transport; amino acid transmembrane transport; D-serine transmembrane transport
Cellular component (GO): membrane
Molecular function (GO): L-amino acid transmembrane transporter activity; neutral L-amino acid transmembrane transporter activity
Source: RefSeq, a predicted model, not a curated record